GGGGCCGGCCCAGAUCCCCCAGACCUGAGCCUCAGCCCGGCUGGGCGAGCAGUAACACCAGCCGCAGGCUGCCUCCAGCGCCCGGCCGCCGGCCCCGCGCAGAAGAGUGAGUUCCCAGGCGGGGGAAUAGACGGACAGGCGGACGGACAGACGAACGGUCGGACAGCCGGCCCGCCUUCUCGCACUCCCGGCCUGGCAGUGCCCGGAGAACCUUGCCCUGUGGGCCGAGAGGAAGGAGCAGAGCGAGCUGAGCCCUGACCAGCCCCCACGGUGUCUGCAUUGAUGGCAAGCCAGGAGGGGCUACAUGAGUCAGAUGCGUCCUUCUGCCUAUGUCCCCGGGCAUCCUCUGGAGAAGAGGCCUCAGGAAGGGGAGCCUGGGCCAAACCCCCAAACUUCCAAGAGGAGAUUUGAGGGGGAGGAAUGCAAUCCAGGCAUGACCACCAGCCCGUUUGGAUACACAGAGGUGGCCAGAGGCUUCAGCCACCCAGCCAUGGCUUUGUGCCUGAAACAGGUGUUCAACAGAGACAAGACGUUCCGGCCUCGGAAGCGCUUUGAGCCGGGCACCGAACGCUUUGAGCUCUACAAGAAGGCGCAGGCCUCGCUGAAGUCGGGCCUGGACCUGCGGGCCGUGGUGCGGCUGCCACCUGGGGAGAGCAUCAAUGACUGGCUGGCCGUGCACGUGGUGGACUUCUUCAAUCGCAUCAACCUCAUCUACGGGACGAUGGGAGAGUGCUGCACAGAGGCCAGCUGCCCCGUGAUGUCAGGUGGCCCGCGCUAUGAGUACCGCUGGCAAGAUGAGCAGCAGUACCGGCGGCCCGCCAAGCUGCCCGCACCCCGCUACAUGGCGCUGCUCAUGGACUGGAUCGAGGGGCUCAUCAACAAUGAGGACGUCUUCCCCACCCAAGUGGGUGUCCCCUUUCCCAAGAACUUCCAGCAAGUGUGCACCAAGAUCCUGACCCGCCUUUUCCGUGUCUUUGUCCACGUCUACAUCCACCAUUUUGAUGGCAUCAUCGCCAUGGGUGCCGAGGCCCACGUCAACACCUGCUACAAGCAUUUCUACUACUUUAUCCAGGAGUUCAGCCUCGUCGACCACCGGGAGCUGGAGCCACUGAGAGAGAUGACAGAGAGGAUCUGUCAUUGAGCCCCCAACUGCUUGGAGGAAGAUGCUGAACUUUGGCCUGGAGCUCCUGGGACCUUGGUGGGGAAAAGGCCACCACUCCCAUAACUGUGGCCAUGGAGGACCCACAGCCGCUCCCUUCCUCUGGUGACCCUCCCUGAGGCCCUCCAAAUUCCAGUUUUCAUUUUCCAGAGUCUGCCCACACUCUCUCCUGCUGGAAGGCGGUAGGGAAGGACCAGGAAGAAAGAUAGACAAAAAAGGGACACACUUCAGAAAUUACUUCGAGGGAGGGUGUCAUGAAUCUGAAAUUUCCUUUGGGAGGCCUUCCCCACCUUCACCCCAAGCCAGACAAGACCCCUGAGCCUUUCAGGGAGGUAGAUGAUGUGGGGGUAUAAUUACAACCAAAAAUUCUUCGACAGUAUAGGGGCCAGAGCCAGGAGGGCUGUGUGUGACCCUGUGACCUGCCUUCAAGGGACUGUCAGUGAAGUCCAGAAGCAUUUAUUAAGUGCCUUCUAUGUGCCAGGCACUGAGCUGAGGGCUGUGUGUCUGGCUGACUGGCUCUUGCGCCUAGGUCUAUGUGUAGGUGUGAUUCCUUCCCUGUGUGUAUGUGUGUGGUUGUGUAUU
Phascolarctos cinereus (koala) is the source of this 1741-nucleotide messenger RNA. It is a transcript of the gene MOB3C, whose product is annotated as MOB kinase activator 3C. NCBI's taxonomy places the organism in Eukaryota, Metazoa, Chordata, Mammalia, Diprotodontia, Phascolarctidae. The record is from RefSeq and is a predicted model, not a curated record.